This is a messenger RNA of Andrographis paniculata, 1441 nucleotides long. Its product is annotated as putative recombination initiation defects 3. The transcript has 12 exons. Gene Ontology annotation, cellular component: nucleus. Gene Ontology annotation, biological process: meiotic DNA double-strand break formation; chromosome organization involved in meiotic cell cycle; embryo sac development. The record is from RefSeq and is a predicted model, not a curated record. Lineage: Eukaryota; Viridiplantae; Streptophyta; Magnoliopsida; Lamiales; Acanthaceae. The coding region runs from base 67 to 1278 and encodes 403 amino acids.
UCGAGCUGAUUUCCUUCAAAAUUUUGAUUUCGUACGAAUCUCCAGUUUCACAUCAGCAAUUGAGAAAUGAAGCUGAAGAUCAACAAAGCUUGCGAUCUUAGCUCCAUAUCUGUUCUUCCUCCUCAGUCCAGGAGAUCGAGUGUGAUUUCAAGCGGAUUAGACACUUCUGCAAUACUUGGAGGAAGCCAAACAGCGUCAAAGCUUCAGCUACAGCCGCUGCAACACUCACAGCGUUCGCUUUCUCAAGGAGUUUCAUCUCAGCACCUAUCUCAGUUUUCACAGAAUUCUCAAGGCGAAGGUCUCCUUAACGAGAAAAUAGGGUCUCAAGAAAGAGAAAAUUCAAUCAGAAGGACGUCUUACUUACCUCCUAUGAGCCACACACAAGAAGAGAGUGGAAUGAUUGUAUCUAGAGCUUCUAACAAUGUGAUGCGCAAGUGGUCCAGUCAAGAAUACAAAUGUCAGAACAGUGAAGAACUUGACAACAGAAUUGGAAUGAUGGAAACUUCAUUAAGCAGGCUUGGAAUGAUUUUAGACUCUGUUCAAAAUGACAUCAUGCAAGUGAACAAGGUUACAAAAGAAGUGGCAUUAGAGAUGGAAGGUGUGAGGCAAAAAUUGAUUGUUCAUGAAGACUCAGUGCACUCGAUAAGCAGGGUACAAGAAGACAUCAAAACUCAACUGGACAUGGGCUUGAAAUCUGUAACUGAUCAGCUCAAGCAGAUUAUGAACCAAGAGAUGUUGGGAGAUGUAGUCUCAAUGCUGUCAUCCUUAUCGGAGAAAAUCGACACGCAACUACACAAGUUUCAAAAUGAACUUCACAACAAAUUCUGUAAAGAAAUUCAGGAAAUUUCUUCCAAUAUAAAGAUGUCCCAACAAAGACAAUCAACUUCUUCUGCCCAGAGACCAAAGGCUGUCACUUUCCAUGCUUCUCCUGAGAAAUUUCAAUUUCUAAGCAGUUCAACACGAGUUUCAAAAGCAAAACAAACAAGGCUAGCACCAAAGGUUGAAAUGGGAGGCUGGACAUUGGUAAAGCAAGAGCAAGCAACAACUAAAUAUGGAAAUCUUUAUAAGCGGAACAAUCAUAUGAAAAGUCCACCAAAUCAAUCGGAACGCCAAAUUGUCAUUGAUUCAGACGAGGAAUGCUUUUCCUGCUUGUAUACAAAAAAUGGAACAGGAAUGGAUGAAUAUUCGACAGAGGAAGCCAUGGAAGAAACAGCGCGGAUCUUAAGGAAAGCAAGGAGGAAAAGGAGAAAAUUUCGCAAUACCAUCAUCAUAAACUGAAGGCAUGCUCUACAUAUGACAUGGAAGAAACUCAAAUAAUGCUCGGCACGGCAGGACAUUUUCCGGAUCGUUCACUUGUGACAGAGGAGACUCUAUCAAACUUAUUCUCUAGCCACAACAGGUUUGCUUCAUUCCCAAAUUCCAUUACCUUCCAUGGUUUCAU